AUGUCGUCUACUGCAUCUGUAGUUCCCAAUGUUUCAUAUCAUUUGCCCAAGCCUGUUACGCAGAAUUUCCAGCACUUCGAUUGUGGUUCUGAUGGGUCAGUGUUGGGAUUUAAUCAUCAAUCAUCUCCAAAUAAUGAUUAUGGGCCUACUACUAAUUUUAUGAAGUCCGAGUCAUCUAUAUCCGCUUCAAAACUAGUUUCCUAUAACUUAGAUAACGCUUUACGUCUAUCAUUAAAGUCAUCUACAGUCCCGCUAAAUGGGCAUAUAUCAAAUUAUACAGAAAAACUGUCUCAACGACCUUUGUCUUUCCAUGAAUCGUCAGCCCCUCCUCUGGAUUCAAUAAUCAAGCAGAAAAUCCAAAGUCUACCCAGAUCUUUGAUCCUAGAAGAUUCGGAAGAAUGUAAAUCCGUCAAAAAAAGUUCUCCUGAAAAUAAACUCCUAUGUUCUGAUGAUGAACUUGAUCAUUUGUGUCAAACCGGUGCUCAUUGUAUUCCAAAAAGAGCUUUGGGAUUUGGUAACUCUGGGAAUACAUGUUAUCUUAACUCUGUACUUCAAUGUAUUUUGGCUACUGGACCUCUACUUGCAUAUAUUAACCAUAAACAUUCAAACCCUAGUAGUUGUUUCAUAACUAAUGGUCGGUCCAACCUUCCAAGCUUAAACAAAUCUCGAUUUUGUGUUCUAUGCGGUCUUUCUCGUCUUAUUAAUGAACAUCACUCUCAAAGUGGACGUACAAUUCCUUCUUACUUUGUAACAAAUGUUCGAGCUAUUUGUCCCAGUCUUCGUCCUUAUCAACAAGAAGAUGCACAUGAAUUUCUACUUGGACUUUUAUCAAGAAUGGAAGAUAGUUCAUUGGCAAGUUUAGGUAAAGUGUCUCGUAAAAUAUCUGAAACAAAUGUCAUCAGGAGGAUUUUCGGUGGUAUAAUACGUUCAGAAGUGACAUGUCGUUCUUGCCUCAAAGUUUCAGCGCGGGAUGAACAAUGCUUUAAUCUGUCUAUGGAUAUCACUUGCGCUCGAAGUUUACAGCAAUGUCUGUGUAAUUAUAUUCGCAGUGAAGAGUUAUCGGGUCAAAAUGCAUAUAAAUGUGAAAAUUGUCAUCAACUUCGACCAGCUAUGAGAAAAUGUACCAUUUAUCGAGCACCACCUAUACUUAUUAUUCAGCUAAAUAGAUUUUCACGUCAUCAAAAACUUGAUAUCCGUGUAGAUUUUCCUUCAUCAUUUAAUUUACGUCCAUUUAUGACACAAUCAAAAGGUUUACCAAUAUUAUAUAAAUUAUAUGCUAUUGUUAAUCAUGAAGGAUAUAGUUGUCGUAGUGGACAUUAUGUAUCAUUUACUUUACGUCAUGGUCAAUGGUUAUCACUUAAUGAUAGCUUUGUUUCAACAACAAAUCCUGACCAUGUUUUACGUCAGUCACCCUACCUGCUGUUCUAUGAAGCGGUUCGUAAUUCAACUAACGGUACAGUUACUCGUACAGUUACCUCUAAGGAGUCUUCACUUGACACUAAUACUCCGAAGCUAAAUAACUCUCAGUUACCUCCUGUUAAUGAUACAGUCAAACAACAACAGUCUAUUACAAAACCUUAUUUACCAUCAUCAUCAUCGUCUACACAGCCUAAUCAUCAUAAAUCUGUUAACAUCAUAAAACAAACAAAUUUACUACCUUUAACCACAUCAUCUGUUAUUUCUCAAAGUACUUCAUUUUCUAAGACACCAACAAUAAAUUCAUUGUGUUGCAGUAAUCCUACUACAAACACGGUAUCAUCCAUACCGAAAAUAGUUUUUAAUCCUAAACUUUCAUUAAAUAAAAUAAACAUCCUGCCCUCACCAAUUGUUCCUUCUACGUCGAUAUCAAAUGGUCCCAUUAAUACUUUAUCUUUUACUUCGAAGAAUAAAAAUAUUCAAGAUAUCGUAGAGUGUGGGAAGAGUCAUCAUUCAAAUGUCAUAUCAACAGUACCUUCAGCCAACAAUAGUACUAGUGGUACGACAACAACCAUCUCUUUAUCAGCGGCCACUGUCCGAGAGUUGCUUUAUGGUAAAGAAACAUCAUCAAAUUUAUGGACAGAACGUCCAACACCAAUAAACGAGUCUGUUUUAUCAUUGUCGUCGACUUCAUCGUCAUCAUCCUCAACAACAACAACAACAUUAUCUCAUUGUAUUAGAAAUCCGACUAGUGAACAAUCAUCAGUUAAUCUUUGUAAUAAUUCAGAUAAUUUAACCACAAUCAGUACCACAAAGGUACAAACCACCUCAUCUCAAUUACCUUCAGUUAAUACUGCAGGCUUAAAAGAUAAACAACAUGAAUUGACGAAUCCUUUAGUGGACUAUUCUUAUGAGGAGUCGGACAGUGAUAAAAAUGUUUCACCACCUCCUCACAAACGAAGCCGAACAACAUACAGUGGCUCUGACUCGGGCAUUGUUUGGGUUCCCGGCAAUCAUAAUGAAAAAUCCAAAAAGCAUUAUACUUAUAAAUCUUCAUCAGAUGAACAUAAACGUCAUAAGAAAAAGCAUAAAAGUCGUCAUUCAUCUAAACUCAGUUCUUCCCAUCAUAAUUCAUGGAAUGGUUCCGACGAUAACCAUCGUCAUCAUAAUCAUCGUAAUCGAGAACUCGAUCGUAGCAGUAGUCUGCCUCGUCCUUCUUCUCAUCAUCAUCAUCAUGACAAACAUCGUCGCCGCCAUCAUCACAAAAAAUAUCGACAAGAGUCGCCUGAUUCCAAAAACCACCGGUUUCAUUCACAUCAUAAACACUACAAACAAUCUCAUCGUCAUGAAAAUGGAUACAGGUAA
Messenger RNA from Schistosoma spindalis, 2781 nucleotides. The record is from the annotation of a GenBank genome assembly. Lineage: Eukaryota; Metazoa; Platyhelminthes; Trematoda; Strigeidida; Schistosomatidae.